Molecule: messenger RNA, 4236 nt
Organism: Blastomyces dermatitidis ER-3
Lineage: Eukaryota; Fungi; Ascomycota; Eurotiomycetes; Onygenales; Ajellomycetaceae
Product: ESCRT-II complex component
Exons: 3
Coding region: 213-926 (237 amino acids)
Biological process (GO): protein transport to vacuole involved in ubiquitin-dependent protein catabolic process via the multivesicular body sorting pathway
Cellular component (GO): ESCRT II complex
Molecular function (GO): protein homodimerization activity; structural molecule activity
Source: RefSeq, a predicted model, not a curated record
ACCAGACGCGUAUCCAACGGCGCCUGAUUUUCUCCUCACAUACCCUCAAUGCAUUCGGGGCCACUGGAUCCAGAUACGAUCUUUAUAAACAAGCCUGUUUGAUACCUAAAUACUAGCCGCACGAAGUUCCCCUCUUUGGCAAUCCGAUUCCGACUCCCGACUAAGAACCCAUUUCCAAUUCGCCGCCAUUCCCCGAUGUGUCGAGUUUGACUAUGUCCACUUCCACUCCGCCCCCUCCCUCCAGCGGAGCUCCCACACCUCCUGUCCUCCUCCCAACUUCUACCGGCGGCUCAACGACAAACCAUAUAUCUCCCUCUAUCAUCCAGUCUCCAUCCCUAUCCACACCCGCACCGGCAGGCGCAUCCCAGACCACACCAACAUCCCCCUUCAAGUUCCCCGCAACCUAUUCCUUCCCACCCUUCUUCACCCUCCAACCAAACACCACAACCCGCCUUUCACAGUUCCAAAAAUGGUCCACGCUAAUCCAGGCCUGGUGUCGUCAUCAUCGCAUCUACCGUCUCUCGCUCAUAGAUGCCGUUGACUCUCCACUCUUCCAUAACGCGGAGCUGCGUAAGCGGCUUAGUCUGGCAGAUGCAAGGACUGUUGUUGAUUGGAUGGUUCGUGGGGAGGGAGGCGGACGGAGGGCGGAGUGGGUUGGUGGAGAGUCUGGGGGAAAGGCCGUAGCGUGGAUCUGGUGGAGGACACCUGAGGAAUGGGCUGGGGUUUUGGCGGAUUGGGCGGAAGAAACUGCGCAGAAAAAUACCGUGCUUACGCUCUAUGAGCUGGCGGAAGGGGAAGCCACUAUUUCGCAAGAAUUCCACGGCAUGGAUCCCGACGUUCUAGCAAGGUCCCUUAACGUUCUGGUCAAGAGGGGCAAAGCUCAGGUAUUCGGCAGCGAGGAUUCACAGGGGGUGAAAUUUUUCUGAGAACCGCGCGGGUGAACAAAAAGGAGAUAUGGAGCGUGAGCUGGGUUACUAGAAAAACAAAGAGAAAGAAUGUAAGUUGAAGUUAGAUAACAAGCCUCAGGAAGAAAGCCUGGCCCGAUCAGAAUGCCGCCAUCGCCUUCGAUGCAAACCAUAACCAACGAAAACGCCCUGUCACGCCGGGUAAAAUAUGUACAUGGCCAUACAAACCACCAUAUCAACAUUGUGCCACAUACAUUAUCAAAGUUAUGCAAAGCUACGCGUCAGCCAUCUGAAUAUCUUCUUCUUUCAGUUCUAGAGAAUCAUUCCACCGCCAUUCCUGCGCCAUGGCAAUAUUCAAUAGCCAAUCCGGCUGAACGAUCUUGGGAAUUUUCUUCGCAUUCAACACCAUAUUCCUGAACUUCGGCCAUAACCGCACAUGGCUCUUUUCAGUGCCGCUGAUGAGAUAUAUUUCAUCAAAACUUGGAGCCCCAUCAUUCCCCCUAUUUUCAUCACUACUGCGACGUCGAUUUGGCAGUGUGAUGCCAGAUCGACCACGGAACAGGAGACAUUGGCCCCCAUUGGUUUCGACGAUGGAUUUAAAUGCUUCAAAGCCGCCAGUAAUGGUUUCAACGCAGUAUAGUAUCCUGCCAUCGAGCAGUUGGUUUUUGUUUUCAAGCGCAUUGAGCCUAGCUUUGUCCAGUGAGAGGUUGUAUUUGCCCUCAGACUCAGGGUCACGUAAAAGGAAGUCGUUCGGGUUCAGUAGUUGGUUCUGCUCAAGGCACGCAUUCACAAAAUCCGUGUGGAGGAUUAUAGGUGCAUAGGCAAUGGCGUUGACGAAUUUAUGCGUACGUAAGACGGAUGGGGCCGCUAGAUGUGUGCAUUUGUUGGCAUCUUGGACGACCUGGAUACCUAACUUGCGUAGGAGGCGCUAUACAAUUUCCAAGGGUUAGCUGAAAACAAAGGCCCCUUAUAAUUCAAAAUAGCACCUCAACGGCAUCGGAAGGAAUAAUGUCACCAACCCUGUCUGACUCCUCCAAUUUCAAAUCCCCAACCCAUUUUUGAAAGCCAGUGAGCAAAAGAUGCAUAACAAUAGGGACUUGCGCCUGCUUCGACUUUUUGGCACCAUUUGUAUCUUCAAUAUCUGUUUCGUCUUCUGGAUCCAUCGACCUCUUGCGAGAAGAAGCUCUCUCGUUUGGGUCACUUCUCCUUCGACCACCGUAAAUAACUCCGCCCACACGUUUCCUUUCUUUUUCGUAUAGCGCGAUGUCGGGGGCAAUUUCUUGUAAUCGUGCAGCGGCUACGUCUUUGGAUUUUCUACUUCCCGUCGUUGAAGGGGUAGCGUUCUCCUUGCCCUCCGCGAUAAAUCUGGAAAUCUGUGGGGUUUGAAGAUGCGAAUCCUUAGAUUUAGCUAAAGACUUGUUGGGUUUGGGUACUUUAGGCGUUCCUUCCGCCGGAGCUGGUAGAUGGGCUGGUUUUCCCUUGGUAGGUUCUGAAAUAUGUGUAUUGUGAUUGCUUGGAAAAUUGUUAUUUUUCGGGCGCAUGACUGCAGAGGGAGAUUUCCACUCGGGAACCGCAGCAUCUUGGUGUCCCCAAAAAUGUUCUUCAAUGGCAAACCGAUCGAUUUUAGUUUGGCCAACGAUUUCUCCCAGGUUGGUCCGGUGCGGGAAAUGGGUGUAGCGGGGGUCGGUAAUGGUUUGGAGCUGCCACCUAGCAUAGCUCUCUUCGAGCCAGAGGUGAUUGAUAAUAUGGAUAUUCCACUCCUUGGCUGCGGUGCAUUUUUCACUUGUACCAUGCGCCGUGAUAAGAUGGGUAUUGUCCUGUUUUAACGUUUUCGUGCACUCAGCGCCGGCAGCGACGAUUAAAUUUUCCAGGUAUAUACGUGCUUCCCCCGCGUAAUUUGACAAGCUGAUCUUGAAUCCUUUAAAGCCCGGGAUUCCAUGUCUAGCGAGUGGAUAGUGGAGCAGCCGCCGUAAUGGAGAGAUCCAUGAAUUAUGGGUGAUAAGAUGGAAGAGCCAAGAUAAGUUCCCGACGUCCUUGCCCAGUCUUGAUGCCGACCUGUACUCUUCCCCUUCGCGGUAGCGGCAAAUGUAUAGGUCGGUAUCCCGGACAUUGCUUGUCACAUGGCCGCCGCUUUUUACGAUCAGGUCUACAAGAGACUUAUGAAGGCGUGCAGCAAUCGCCAGGUCUUCCGACAACAUCACGGUCUUUCCCUCAAAAACAUUUAAAUCGCUCCGGACCUCCUCACGCAGUGAUUCAGGAGACAGAACCUUUGGCUCUGGUGUUGAUGCGCCAAUGAUACUUUUAUUUUCGGUGAUUCGGACAGGCGCGUCAUGACGCAAUCGAAGGAUCUCCGGAUCUGGUAGCAAAUAAGGACGUUCGUCGAUUCUCUUCCCUAGUUUAAGACAAUCAUCAAACCUGGUGAAGGGCGUUAGAUAAUCCUCAUUAAUAUGGACAAUGGAGUUGAAGGGGAAAAAAAAAGUCAAGUACCAAUGGGGAAGAACUAUUUUGAUGUCUAGGCCUCUGUUUAAAAGACUGACGCAUUUGUCAGAGUCCAGCGUCAAGGCCACCAGAUGAGUUGUAGUGCGCGUAAUUUUGGAGCUGCAUAAUCCUCCCAUCGCCACUACCCCUCCGAAAAUGGCAUCCUGAUCACCCUCAGGAAUAUCCACGCAUGCGACAACAACGUCGUUUAGGAAUAAUCUCGGAUCAGGAUUAUAGUGUCUGGGGUUGACGAGCUUGUUUUUCGAAAUUGACGCAUUCACCCAUUGGGGUUUAACCACCGGUACCAACGCGUCGCAAGCCGCAUCAUGGCCAGGGAAGUCGAUGGUGGAGGACACGACAUGAGUAAAUUCAUGAACCCGGGGUAACGACGCUGGUAAUCGGUGGAGAGUGACUUCACCUCCAUGAUUCUGGAUAGCAGUUGAAAGCUGAACCGAUGUUAGUGAACUUGCGACGAGGGAAGGAAAUAUAUGGUUCAUUUACCUGGGCGGUAUCAUCAACUUCGUUUGAGUUCGGGCAGAUAAUACAAAUUCUGCACUGAGAGAACAAUUUCGGAUCGUCUUGUAGUUGCCCAUCCGCCAUAUUUGUUAAUUCAUCAGGUCAAAAGGCCUUUGGCACGGAGAACAAGAUAUCGCAAAAGAGAGGGAGUUGUUAGGUACUGAGGACGCGAGCGUUGGUUGGAACGCGACGCCAAAUCACAUGACAUCAUUCUCACCUCCUACUCGCCUCUUAGACUUACUAAUUAAGUUAACUCUCCGAGCUUACUUCUACGGCAGUCUAUAGUGACAAAUGUGUCAAAUGACAAUGUUUUUUUAGUGUAAAGGCUUAAUUCCAC